Molecule: messenger RNA, 584 nt
Organism: Meloidogyne enterolobii
Lineage: Eukaryota; Metazoa; Nematoda; Chromadorea; Rhabditida; Meloidogynidae
Source: the annotation of a GenBank genome assembly
AGAUGUUCCUGUGCCAAAGAAAGUUGUUAGUCAAGAUAAGCGUAAGAAUUAUAUUCCUCGCCGUAUCGAGAUGCCGUCUACUUCAGAGCAGCAAACUGAAACUGAACAAGUUAAAGUCGACUACCUCUGAGCAACAAACUGAAACUGAACAGGCAAAGGGAAGAAUUGUGGGAGGCUACCAUCUACGUGCAACUCCUCAAGCGCCAACAAUGGAUGACUAUCAUACAACUUUUCCUUUAAAACUUGAAAAGCUUCCUCCUAAACCUAAGAAAGCAUCCAACAAACCAUUUCAAAAACAUAGAAGUUUAGAGAUUAGGGAGAAAAUUUUGCGAGAACAGAAUAAAUUGACAGAAGAGAAUACUGAAAAAGAAUUGUCCCCAGCAUUGUCUGUUACUAACCCAGAAUUGGCGAAUAAUCAGGAAAUUCCAACACAAGUUUUGCCUCCAACCAAUGUUCCAAAUCCAGAAAUACCGACAGACGCCUCUUCAACUGGUUCGAAUGAGCGUGAAAAAUUAAUUCCUGAUUUAAAUUUAGCACUUGAAGAGAAUGAUGAGAAUAAGCAAGAUGAGCCAAAAAUGGAUUGA